GACCCAUUUCCGAGCUGCAUCAGAGCAUGAGGUGAGGGGUCUAGUCUUGGAGUCAACCGCGGAGCGAUGCCAGGAAUUGGGAUGGUGACGUUGGAUCUUAUGGAGGCCAUUUGGAUUCUCAAGAAUACUUUUCAAAGUGGAAAGAUGUAGAAUAUCUGAAUCAGAAUCAUUGACUCCACUAGCUUGGACAUUACAGAUACAGAAGCUUAGCAGAGCGCCUGGUAUUUUCUUGUUGGAUCAAAGAAAAAGAUUCUCAACCAUGCCUGAAAUAGAAUCAGACCGGAGAGACUCUGAAUUGUUUUCACCACCCUCUAAUGUUCGAGGAAUGACAAAACUUGAUAGAACAGCUUUUAAAAAGACAGUAACCAUCCCAGUGCUUAAAGUAAGGAAGGAAAUAGUCAAUAAAUUGAUGCGAUCCCUUAAAAGGGCAGCACUGCAGCGCCCAGGCAUAAAACGUGUGAUUGAAGAUCCAGAAGAUGAAGAAAAUAGACUAAUUAUGUUGGAUCCCUAUAAAAUAUUUACUGAUGAUUCCUUUGAAAGAGCAGAACUCAGUAUUUUAAAGCAGCUUAAUGUCAAUCCACAGAUAUCUAAAUAUAAUUUGGAACUAACUUAUGAAAACUUUAAGUCAGAAGAAAUCUUGAAAGCUGUGCUUCCUGAAGGUCAAGAUGUGACUUCAGGUUUUAGCAGAGUUGGACAUAUUGCCCACCUGAACCUUCGAGAUCAUCAACUACCUUUCAAGCAUUUAAUUGGCCAAGUUAUGAUUGACAAAAAUCCAGGAAUCACCUCAGCAGUAAAUAAAAUCAAUAAUAUUGAUAAUACAUACCGAAAUUUCCAAAUGGAAGUACUAUCUGGAGAGGAGAACAUGAUGACCAAGGUUCGAGAAAACAGCUACACCUAUGAAUUUGAUUUUUCGAAAGUCUAUUGGAAUCCUCGACUCUCUACAGAACACAGUCGUAUUACAGAACUUCUCAAACCUGGGGAUGUACUAUUUGAUGUUUUUGCUGGGGUUGGGCCUUUUGCCGUUCCAGUAGCAAAGAAAAACUGCACUGUAUUUGCUAAUGAUCUCAAUCCUGAAUCCCAUAAGUGGCUGUUGCACAAUUGUAAAUUAAAUAAAGUGGACCAAAAGGUGAAAGUCUUUAACUUGGAUGGGAAAGACUUCCUUCAAGGACCAGUCAGAAAAGAGUUAAUGCAGCAGCUGGGACCACUGUCAAAAGAAAGAAAACACUCUGUGCACAUUGUCAUGAACUUGCCAGCAAAGGCUGUUGAGUUUCUCAGUGUUUUCAAAUCGCUUUUGGAUGGGCCACCAUGCAGCAUUGAGCUCCUUCCCAUAGUGCACUGUUACAGCUUUUCCAAAGAUCCUAAUCCUGCUAAGGAUGUUCAGCAACGAGCUGGGGCUGUGUUAGGCAUUUCCUUGGAGGCAUGCAGUUCAAUUCACCCAGUAAGAAAUGUAGCCCCUAACAAGGAAAUAUUAUGUAUCACCUUCCGGAUUCCUGCUGCUGUACUCUACAAGAACCAGACCCUAAAUCUAGAGAAUCAUGAUGAUCCACCUCUUAAACGCCAGAGGACAGAUAAUAAAGUCUUUUCAGAAGAAAAAACUCAAAUUUCCUCAGUCACUUAAUUGGAAACGUUUUCUCCCUCUCCCCACUAGACCUUUACAUAAUGAAAUAUAAUUUGUAUGAUUUCAUAAAAUUUUAGCAGUUAACUUUAGUAUUGAACACUUCUAUUUUACCCUUGCUGUCUUAUAAGUUGAAGAUUAUCAAAUUAAAAUU
This is a messenger RNA of Odobenus rosmarus divergens (Pacific walrus), 1769 nucleotides long. RefSeq names its product tRNA methyltransferase 5 homolog (S. cerevisiae) (gene TRMT5). Gene Ontology annotation, biological process: mitochondrial tRNA methylation; tRNA N1-guanine methylation. The record is from RefSeq and is a predicted model, not a curated record. Lineage: Eukaryota; Metazoa; Chordata; Mammalia; Carnivora; Odobenidae. Gene Ontology annotation, cellular component: cytoplasm; mitochondrial matrix.